UUUGACAGCUGUCACCGGACGCCGAGGUCAAGAGGAGAAAAGCAUGGCUGCGUUGUUUAGAGGGUCUCGACAUACAUGGUUGAGGUUGAAUAAACAUGUCGACUUUGCCUUUGUAUCAACACGAUCGAUGGCCUCGAAGACACCUGUGGGAUUUAUCGGUCUGGGAAACAUGGGAACUCCCAUGGCCAAAAAUCUGUUAAGAAACGGUUAUCCUGUCAUUGCCACUGAUGUAUUCCCAGAGUCUUACAAAGAGCUGCUGGACAUGGGCGCCCAGGUAAUGGACUCCCCUGCUGAGGUGGCAGAGAAAGCAGACCGCAUCAUCACAAUGCUGCCCUCCAGUCCAAAUGUAAUAGAAGUCUACACAGGCCCAAACGGCAUCCUCAAGAAAGUGAAGAAGGGGACACUGUUAAUUGACUCCUCUACAAUUGAUCCUGCUGUAGCUAAGGAAAUGGCAGUAGCUGCAGAGAAGAUGGGCGCUGUGUUCAUGGAUGCUCCAGUUUCAGGAGGGGUCGGAGCUGCCAACAUGGCCAAGCUGACUUUCAUGGUUGGUGGAGUGGAGGAGGAAUACAACGCUGCACAGGAGCUGCUCACCUGCAUGGGAGCCAAUGUGGUUUACUGUGGACAGGUUGGCACUGGACAGGCUGCUAAGAUCUGUAACAAUAUGCUGCUAGCCAUUGGAAUGAUUGGGACUGCAGAGACAAUGAACCUUGGCAUCAGGCUGGGUUUGGACCCCAAACUUCUGGCAAAAAUCCUCAACAUGUCCUCGGGUCGUUGCUGGUCCAGCGACUCGUACAACCCUGUUCCUGGAGUGAUGGAGGGAGUCCCGUCUGCCAACAACUACCAGGGUGGCUUUGGAACCACGCUGAUGGCCAAGGAUCUGGGUUUGGCCCAGAACACAGCCACCAACACAAAGACACCCGUCCCUUUGGGUUCCCUUGCCCAUCAGAUCUUCAGAGUCAUGUGCUCCCGCGGCUACGCCAACAAGGAUUUCUCAUCCGUCUUCCAGUUCCUGCGUGAGGAGGAAGGACAGUGAUUGGAGGGGGCCGGGGCGG
Messenger RNA from Menidia menidia (Atlantic silverside), 1052 nucleotides. NCBI's taxonomy places the organism in Eukaryota, Metazoa, Chordata, Actinopteri, Atheriniformes, Atherinopsidae. The record is from the annotation of a GenBank genome assembly.